Schistosoma mattheei is the source of this 2156-nucleotide messenger RNA. NCBI's taxonomy places the organism in Eukaryota, Metazoa, Platyhelminthes, Trematoda, Strigeidida, Schistosomatidae. The record is from the annotation of a GenBank genome assembly.
AUGAAUGAUUUAAAUAAUAUUAAACAAUAUCAAUUAUUUAAUUUAUUGAAUAAUUUUCAAUCAAUUAAACAACAAUCGAAUCAAUUAUUUAAUAAACCACAAUCAAUGAAUAUAAAAUUGAAAUUUAUAGAUGAUUAUUAUAUACAGGAAUUUAUUACACAAAUGGAACAAUCAUUACAAUUAUUAUCUAAUCAAUUAAAUGAUAAUAUAAUAAAAUAUUGGAUAAUCAAUUAUGAAAAUGAUAUAAAAAAUAUCGAAGGUAAUAUAUCAGAAAUUAUCAUUGAACCUAAACAUCAACAACAAUUAAAUUUAUCACCAACUCAUAAAACUAUUGAAAAACAUUUAAGUAGUAUAAAUAAUAUAGAAGAAAAUUAUUCACAAGGUGAAAACUUAUUCGAAAUAUUCAUGAAUAAAUUUAAUCAAUAUGAUGAAUUAUAUAAUAAUGCAGAGCUGAAAGAGCUACAUAAUCGUAUUAUCACAUUAGAUAAAUCACGAAUCAAUAAUAUUAAAACUAAUUUAUUACAAAUUAAAAAUAAUUUAGAUAAUCUUACAUCUAAAGGGAAUCAUAUUGAUGAACACUUAACAAAAUAUGAACAAUCUAUUGAUAAAUUAAAACAAACUUCAAUGAUAUUUAAAAUCAGUAAAUUAGAAGAUUUAUUAUUAGAAGAAACAUUCAUGGAUACAAUGAAAUGGAAUGAUUUAUUAAUUGAAUUAGAAAGAUUUAAACAUGAUAUGUUAGAUCCUUAUGAAAUAUUGCAUAAUAAAGCUACUUUAAAAUCAUCAAAAGAUUAUGUGAAUAGCUUUAAAACACGAUAUAAUCAGUGUUUAACAAUAGUGAAAGAUAAAAUUGAAGAAUUCGAAAAUUAUACAUUGAAAUUAAAAAAAUUAAAACAAAAUGUUGAAGAUUUUAAUAGAUCUCUUGAAGGAGCCAAUAUGAAAUAUAAAACAUUAACAAACCAAUUUAAAAUUGAAUUUGAUGAACAAUAUACUCAUUGUAAACUCAGUGAAAUAUGUCAAUCAAUUAUGAAAAUAAUACAACAAAUCAUUGUUAAUUUAAAAGAAUAUGACUUAAAUAUUAUUGAAAAAUUACAAACUACUGAAAAAGAUAUAAGUAGUCAAGUUAUAGAAUGUGAAUUAAAAUCAGCAUUCGAAAAUUCAUUCAUGUUUGAUCGAUUCAUUUCAUUGAAAACCGAAUUAACCGAUUAUACAAAUAAUCUUAAUGAAUUAUAUAAUCAAUUAAAUAAUCUUAAUACAGAUAUUGUUAAUUAUGAACAAUGGUUUAACAAUUUAGAUAAACAAUAUCAACAAACUAAAAUAGAAUAUACUAUAGGAAAUAUAUUAUUGAAUAAAAGUAAUUUAUAUCAAUCCAUAACUGAUAUAUCAAUUCAUGAAUUAGAAAAGGAAUCAAAUCAUAAUUCAACUCAUUUAGUACAACUUCAUUUACAAUAUCAAAAAUUAUUACAAACACUUUAUGAAUUGCGUAAAUUAUUUAUAGAAUAUAAUCCAUCAAUCAAUAUCUUAUCAGAAAAAUUAUUAACAUUCAUUAGACAAAUAAUCAAUAUUCAUAAAUCAUUUACAAAAAUCAAUAUUCAUAAUCAGUCCGACGAACAAAUGAUAAUACAUCCUAUAAUAUAUGGUAUUGACAUCAUUGAACAAAAUUGUAAUUAUAUUAAACAAUGUAAUCAACAUUUAAUCAAUAAUAUUAAUUAUGAUAUUAAUAUAAUACAAAUUAAAUUAACUUAUUUUAAUCAAUUAAUACAAUCGAAUAAAGAUUUAGAUCUAUGGAUCAAAGAAAUUUUACAAUUAAUCAAUCAAAUCAAACAAGAUAAUCAUGAGAAAAAUCAAUAUCAAUAUUAUAAUGAUAAUCAUAAUCAUCAUCCUAAUAAUAGAAUAGAUGAAAUUCAAUUAAAAUUAGAUAUUGGUAAAACUUAUUUAAAAUCCAUACAUGAAUGGAUAGAACAAUUAAAACAACAAGAACAACAACAACAGCAACACCACCAUCAGGACCAUCACCAGGACCAACAACAACAACAACAACACCAAACGAAUGAAAUCAAUACACUAAUAAAUGAUUUAUUAAAUCAACAAUAUAAAAGAUCUGAACAAAUUUAUCAAUUUAUAAUUCAAUUAAUUAUAAUAUAAAAAAUCAACAAAAU